GAAAACACAAAAGCACAUUUGCAUUCAUUUUAUUUUUUUACAACAAAUACAACAAACUAAGAGAGUAAAUAUUCGUGUAAUAAAUAUUUAAGUAGUUACUGUAAUUAAAGAUUAAUAAAUAAAUAAUAAUAAUAAUAAAUAAAUAAAAGAGAUGCUGUCAAAAUCAAAUUUUCAAAAUUAUCCAGAUGAAGGUGAUGAAGAAAUAACAGAGUUUAUUCCAGAUAACGGCAUUACUCCAGUGAUGGAAUAUUUAUCAUCUAGUCCUUCCUCAUCUGCAUCUUAUGAUUCUGAUUAUUCUCUGAAUGAUAUCAGUAGCAAUAAUAAUAAUAUUAAUUAUAACAGUAAUAAUAAUCAUCUAAAUAACAACAACAACAACAAUAAUAACAAUAAUUAUUAUAAUUAUAAUUACAACAACAAUAAUAACAACGAAGAACAAAUGGAGCCAAGUAAUCAAAGUGAAAGUGAAAUAAUAGAAAUGAUUAAAAAUUUUGGUGAAGAAAUAAAAGGACUUUUAGAAAAGCGUAAAAAAUUAGUAAAACUUUUAGAAGAAAAAAUAAAAAACGAUCCUAGAAUAAACAAUUGUUCAAAUAAAUAAUUAUUUAAUUAAUAAAUAAUAAUUAAUUAAUACUUAAAAUUUAUGAAUAAUAUUUAUUUAAUUAUUAAAUAUAUUAAACAACGAUU
Molecule: messenger RNA, 681 nt
Organism: Microplitis demolitor
Lineage: Eukaryota; Metazoa; Arthropoda; Insecta; Hymenoptera; Braconidae
Exons: 2
Coding region: 152-595 (147 amino acids)
Source: RefSeq, a predicted model, not a curated record